This is a messenger RNA of Hypanus sabinus (Atlantic stingray), 2618 nucleotides long. Its product is annotated as heparan sulfate glucosamine 3-O-sulfotransferase 1-like. Gene Ontology annotation, molecular function: [heparan sulfate]-glucosamine 3-sulfotransferase activity. The record is from RefSeq and is a predicted model, not a curated record. Bases 349 to 1281 code for a protein of 310 amino acids. The transcript has 3 exons. Lineage: Eukaryota; Metazoa; Chordata; Chondrichthyes; Myliobatiformes; Dasyatidae.
GCUGGUUGAACGCUUCUGCGGGUCGAAUGUGUGGUGAUUUUGACACAGCGGGCUCUCCCAUACGGUACCGUUCUGUGUUGCGAGGACUUCCAGCCCAAAAGACGGGUCUCGACCCGAAAUAGCGACUGUCCAACACCACCCCACCCACUGAGUUGUGCGUUGCUCCGGGUUACAGUAUCCACAGUCACUCAUGUCUCCCCACCUUGAUCUGAGGAAAUCCAAAACUAAAAGGAGAUGGCACUCAAAUCUGUUCUAUCACCAGAAGAUCCUGAUGCUCCUGUGCAGUAACAUCAUGGUGUUAUGCAGUGUUGUACCUGGUGAAGUGCUGUAAGCCAAAGGCUUUUCCUGAUGUCGUGGUUAAUGAUAGGACUCCUGACACUUCUACUGAAGGUCCCCACGUUCCUUUCCAACACCCACUCGGAGGAUGUGGCUCUCCAACAUCGGCUGCGGCAUCUGGAGACUGCAGCUCAGAGAAAGAACCUUUUAACCCUCUUGGGUACCAACGCCACUCGUAAGGUUCCACAGGCAAUUAUCAUCGGCGUUCGGAAAGGGGGAACAAGAGCUCUCUUGGAAAUGAUAAACCUUCAUCCUGAUGUUGUGGUGGCCAAGGUAGAGGUCCACUUCUUUGACUGGGAUGAAAACUACCAGAAGGGCCUUGAGUGGUACCGUGAGCAGAUGCCGGUGUCUCUGCCCCACCAGCUUACCCUGGAGAAGACCCCCGGUUACUUCACCGCGUGGAAGGCCGCCGAGAGAAUCUACAACAUGAGCAACUCCACCAGGCUGCUGCUCAUCAUUCGAGACCCGGCAGAGCGCGUCAUCUCCGACUACACGCAGGUGUUGUACAACAGGAGGGAGCGUCAGAAGAGAUGCCAGCCUGUCGAAGAACUUCUGGUGCAGAAUGGGAAGUUAAAUGCCAAGUACAAGGCCAUCCAGCGCAGUGUGUAUGACGUCCACAUGGCAAUCUGGCUGAGACUGUUCUCACGGCACCAGAUCCACCUGGUGGAUGGAGACGCUUUGAUCAAGAAUCCACUGUCCCAGCUGCAGGAAGUGGAGAGGUUCCUCCAGCUUCCUCCCCGAAUCAAAGCCUCCAACUUCUAUUUCAACCAGACAAAAGGUUUCUACUGCAUGCGUGCUGCAGGACGCGAGAGGUGCCUGGACCAGUCCAAAGGGCGGCCCCAUCCUCCAGUGAAUCGAACAGUCCUGCUGCAACUCUGCGAUUAUUUCAAGGAACACAAUGAGAAUUUCUUCAGAAUGGUGGGGAGGACAUUUAACUGGUGCUGAAGAAUCCCAAAGGAACUCACUUCUAAUCCAGUGAUAGUACCACUGCAGUCAGUUUUUGCACUUACUAGCUAUGCCUGAGAAAUGGGACGCAACACAGAGACCCCAGAAGACCAUGACAUUGCAUCACAAAGCAUCUUCCUUCAACAGUUUUGGAUUCCUUGUCUAAGAAAAAAUGUGCAGGCAUUGGGGACGGUCCAGAGGAGGUUCACAGGAAUGACUCCGGGAAUGAAAGGGUUAACAUAUGAGCAACGUUUGGUGUCUCUGGGCCUGUACUAGAAAGAAUGGGGAUGCUGGGAAGGUGGGGGGGGGGGGGGGGGGAGGGGUGAGGAGGAGUGUGGCAGGAAUCUCAUUAAAAUAAGAGCUAGAUAGAGUGGACAUGGAGAGGAUGUUUCCUAUAAUAGGUGGGUCUAGGACCAGAGGGCACAGUCUCAGAAUAGAAGGAUGUCCCUUUAGAACAGAGAUGAUGAGGAAUUUCUUUAGCUGGAGGUUAGUGACUCUGGCUUUGAUCGCCAUAGAUGGCUGUGGAGGCCAAGUCACUGGGCGUAUUUAAAGCAGUGGUUGAUAAUUUCUUGAUUAGUAAGGGUGUCAUAGGUUACAGGAAGAAGUCAGGAGAACAGGAUUUUUUCUUACUGCCCAUUACACCGCUGGUCCUCCAUCUCUAUUUAGAAGGAUUCUUCAUUGCUGUUUCUGUAACAAUUGUUUUUUGACCAGUCAAGGUUGUUAGCCCUAAGAUGAACCCCCCCCCCCCCACCACAAGGCCCUGAUUCUAGCCAACAUUGCUCUGUAGGUCAUUGAGGCAGACAAGCCUCCAAAGCCUAAGGCAAGGUUGUGGUACUCUUGGAGGAGGAUGAUGGGGUUGAGAGGGAGAAAUCAGCCAUGGUGGGAUGGCAGAGCAGACUUGAUGGGCCAAAUGGCCUAAUUCUUCUCCUAUGUUUUAUGGACUUAUGGUCUUACAUCAGAGCCUAGAUAUUGUGCACUAUUGAUUACAGACUUCUAUCAGUGAUACCCUGCGUCUGAUCUUUACACACUUUCUAUGAAAACUAGCAAAUUUUAUAGAUUAUAAGUAACAAAACAUUUCUUAUAAAGGGGGGGAGGGAAACAGUUCCAUUGACUUAAAGAAAACUACUUAGUAAAAUGUAAUAAUCUAAUCAUCUUGAAUAUUUUGUUUGUUAAUUUGAUUGUGGUGGUGUGGCUGUUAUUGUAAUUAUGUUGGGACAUCACUUGAGUUACUCCAUCUACUGUACUUACAGCUCAAUAAAAGCUGUACCUGUGUUAUCAUGAAGACUGUGAACUCAUUAAAAAAUUUCAGAGUAAAUUUAUUAUCAAAGUACUGAUUC